AGACCUGCAUGUCCCAUUUCCUUCAGACCGAGAAGCAGAGAUAGCACAUGGCUCUCUCAGUGUAGACAAGGAGCCUAAACGAGGAGGUGUCAGACGGACAUUGUCAGUCAAGGGCAGUGUGAUGCAUGUGCAUUUUGAAGCUGAAGAAAGUCGAACAUUGCGUGUCAGUAUAAAUUCAUUCUUCGAGCACCUAAGACUUGUAUCUCAGACUAUGGAGAGCUUUGGCCCACCAAGAUAA
This is a messenger RNA of Candidula unifasciata, 238 nucleotides long. Lineage: Eukaryota; Metazoa; Mollusca; Gastropoda; Stylommatophora; Geomitridae. The record is from the annotation of a GenBank genome assembly.